UUUUCUGAUAGCGCUUUUAUAAAAAAGUAUAAUCUUAUUAUUUUCUAUAUAUGAAAACAUCAAAUUAUGAACUUAAAAAAGCAAUAUCGACAUUUUACAGGGUUCUAAAGUCUUGCAAAUCUAUGAACAGGCUUUUAAUGACGGGUACGCCGUUGCAGAAUAACUUGGCCGAGUUGUGGUCAUUGUUAAAUUUUCUACUACCAGAAAUAUUUAACGAUCUUGCCAUCUUUGAGUCAUGGUUCGACGCAAAACAUUUUGAAGGCGAUGAGGGAACAACAAAGUUUUUGAAAUUGGAAGCAGAUAAACAAGUAUUAUCAUCGUUGCGUGAAAUAUUGCAACCAUUUAUGUUGAGACGCGAAAAAGUCGAUGUUUGCCUGGAUGUGCCACCAAAGAAAGAAUUAAUACUUUAUGCUCCUCUAACGGAGUUGCAACAUGAAUUGUACAAGGCAGUAAUGACUCGAGAUAUAGACAAGUUGACUAUGGUAGAAGAUGAAGGUCCAAUCAUUACAUCAGAUGGUCGGAGACCGCAACGCAAAUGUGUAUUAAAGAGAAGUGUCGAUAGUAUGAUGGAAUUAGCAGCUGCCAGUGCUUCACAAUAUGAAGAUGAUGAAACCAUGGACAAUGUUGAGUGGAAACAAGAAAAAUCUAAAAGUGAACAGAAUUUACUAAAAUGGAAUUACUAUACUGAUGUUACGGAGCGUAACAGAGACUAUUUCAUUAAUAUUCAAACUAGCAAUUGGGCUUUAUAUAAGAAGAUUGUAAAUCAUCCGUAUUUGAUACAUUUUCCACUGGGGCCGGACGGUUUACCAAAAAUAGAUGAAGAUUUCAUUAAAGUAUCCGGCAAAUUUUUAGUAUUAGAUGCCAUGCUUCCGAAACUCAAAGAACAAGGACACAAAGUUUUAUUAUUUUCCACCUGGACACAAGUAUUGGAUAUGAUAGAGGAAUAUCUUUUGCUGCGUAACUAUAAAUAUGUCAGGCUCGAUGGUACAACUAAACUGGAAAUACGAAAAGAAAACAUAGAACAAUUCAAUAUGGACCCCGAAACGUUUUUGUUCAUCAUUUCUACUAGAUCAGGCGGUGUUGGAUUGAAUCUCACGAGUGCAGACACCGUUAUUAUAUACGAUCCCGAUUGGAAUCCGCAAAUGGAUAUACAGGCCAUGGCACGUUGUCACAGAAUAGGUCAGACACGGCCAGUGGUGAUAUAUAAGUUAUGUACCAAAGGAACGCUUGAUGAAGCAAUUUACAACCGCGCGGACGCUAAACGUGUCUUGGAGAAAGUAGUAAUCUCCAAGAAUUUUAAUACUAUGAGCUUACAUAAUAAAUUAGAUUUACUGGAGCUACAGAAUCUUUUAGAAUCAGGGGAAAAUCAAGUGAUUGCCUCCGAAAAUGAAGUAUUUACAGAAGACGAACUCGAUAAACUAUUGGAUAGAAGUGACAUGUUUAUAAAUCAAGAGUCGUAAAUAUCGUAAAGGGCCAUAUUGUCUAUUGUGAUGUUUUUAGGAUAAUAAUGUCGUAAAGUAUUAAUAACAAAUUACAUACUCUAAGUUAAUUUAUUAAUUACUAAUUUAUUAUUAUUAUUUUAUUAAUUUAAAACGACCAUUUUGUUUAUCGUAUA
Ceratina calcarata is the source of this 1615-nucleotide messenger RNA. Its product is annotated as lymphoid-specific helicase-like. Gene Ontology annotation, molecular function: ATP binding; chromatin binding. Bases 51 to 1460 code for a protein of 469 amino acids. Gene Ontology annotation, cellular component: pericentric heterochromatin; nucleus. The record is from RefSeq and is a predicted model, not a curated record. The transcript is spliced from 4 exons. Lineage: Eukaryota; Metazoa; Arthropoda; Insecta; Hymenoptera; Apidae. Gene Ontology annotation, biological process: lymphocyte proliferation; pericentric heterochromatin formation; DNA methylation-dependent constitutive heterochromatin formation.